AUGCCUGUCUACCACGUCGUCCUGUUCAAACUCAAGCCCGGGGUAACGCCCGCUCAGAUUUCAAGCUGGGGCGCCCAGGCAAAAGCGAUGGUUGGCCAAAUCCCAGGCCUGAGAAAGCUCGAAGUGAACACGCCUUUGCCUAUCACAGCGCACAGGAGCCAAGGGUUCAACUGUGGUCUUGUCGCCAUACUGGACAAGGCAGAAGAUGUGAAGGUCUACGCCGAGCACCCUGCUCACUUGGGGGUGCACAAGCUGAGGGAGGAGCUUUGUGAUGAUACAUUGGCGUAUGACCUCGAAUUCGAAGAAUGA
Fonsecaea multimorphosa CBS 102226 is the source of this 309-nucleotide messenger RNA. RefSeq lists its product as uncharacterized. The record is from RefSeq and is a predicted model, not a curated record. The coding region runs from base 1 to 309 and encodes 102 amino acids. NCBI's taxonomy places the organism in Eukaryota, Fungi, Ascomycota, Eurotiomycetes, Chaetothyriales, Herpotrichiellaceae. The transcript is spliced from 3 exons.